Messenger RNA from Durusdinium trenchii, 510 nucleotides. Lineage: Eukaryota; Dinophyceae; Suessiales; Symbiodiniaceae. The record is from the annotation of a GenBank genome assembly.
AUGGAGAGGCCUUCCUCUUCGAGUUCGUGCAUCAGAUCACGCAACGCUCGAUGCAUUGGCAGAGAUGGUCUAGCGGGAGGUCGAUUUUCCAUGAGCAAGCUGGAACUCCUGAGAGUCAAUCUCGAUGUCUUGGUGAAUGGUGUUGGCUCUGGCUCUUCUUCUUCCACAGGCCUGACACCUUCCGAUGCAUGUGGAGUAGCGCUAUUGCAAAAGCAACUGCCUUCUCAGGAGAAGAGGUCCCAAGCUGCGCGAUAUCCAGCUUCUCCAGAAGGAAGGAGGCCAUGCUUCUCCUGCGACGAUGGCGACCGGACCAUCACCUUUGACAUCUUGAAAUUUGAGGUCAAGCUUUCGUUGCUUGGCCGAUGGCGGCCCAGCAUUUGUUGGACACACAUGUCCCAGCUGCACCUGAGGACGGUUGACCUGGGGCUUGCUGGGCUUUUUCUUCAAGGCUUGUCCAGGAUUCGGUGGACCUGCUGUGAGGGAGCUGAGCAGAUCCGAGGGCACGCAUGA